Messenger RNA from Anolis carolinensis (green anole), 1647 nucleotides. RefSeq names its product C-C chemokine receptor type 5-like. The transcript is spliced from 2 exons. Gene Ontology annotation, molecular function: C-C chemokine receptor activity; C-C chemokine binding. Gene Ontology annotation, biological process: positive regulation of monocyte chemotaxis; cell chemotaxis; immune response. Lineage: Eukaryota; Metazoa; Chordata; Lepidosauria; Squamata; Anolidae. Bases 152 to 1219 code for a protein of 355 amino acids. Gene Ontology annotation, cellular component: membrane; external side of plasma membrane. The record is from RefSeq and is a predicted model, not a curated record.
UGUGACAUUUCUUUCUAUGUUCAUUCUGCCUUUCUUUUUUUUGUUGUUGCUGAAGUGCAUCCAUUCCAAUCUUUAUUACAAAAAUUUGAUGUAAAGAACGAAUCUUUCAACAUCAUUGAUUAAACGUUCCUAAAUUGCUAUAGGAAACAAGAUGGACACUGCCAUAUACACAACAGUCGAUGACAUUCUCACCACAGAACUUGACUAUGGAGCAGCACCGUGCAAAGAUAUCAAGGGCCAGAAAUUUGCGUCCCAUGUUCUACCAACGCUUUACUCUUUGGUGCUCAUAUUUGGCAUGCUGGGCAAUGCACUGGUUGUGUUGAUCCUCAUCAGAUACAAGAAACUCAGGAGCAUGACCGACAUCUACUUGUUGAAUCUGGCCAUCUCUGACUUGCUUUUCGUGGUCUCGCUCCCAUUUUGGGCUUAUUCUGCAGCCCAUGAAUGGAUAUUUGAAGAUGCAAUGUGCAAAAUCCUUUCUGGGAUCUAUGUUGUAGGCUUCUACAGUGGAAGCUUUUUCAUCAUUCUGUUGACCAUUGACCGGUACUUAGCAAUAGUCCACGCAGUUUUUGCAUUAAAAGCCAGGACGGUGGUCUAUGGCAUUGCUACAAGUGCUGUCACAUGGUGUGUGGCAAUAUUAGCAUCAAUACCCUGGUUAAUCUUUAACAAAUUACAACAAGAAAACAACCACUGCAGAUGCACUCUCCAUUUUCCACCUGAAACACAUGUCAACUGGAAUCAGUUUCUGACACUGAAAAUAAACCUGAUUGGCCUGAUCUUCCCCAUGAUGGUGAUGUUCUUCUGCUACACUCGGAUCAUUGUAACCCUGAUGAGACGCAGGAAUGAUAAAAAGAACAAAGCGGUCAGGCUGAUUUUUAUCAUCAUGAUUAUUUACUUUCUUUUCUGGGCCCCGUACAACAUUGUUCUCCUGCUCCAGACAUUCCAAACAUCAUAUCAUCUUGACAAUUGUUACAGCUAUAGUAAUUUGGGGGUUGCGUUACAAGUGACAGAAACAUUAGCAAUGGCCCAUUGUUGCAUUAACCCUGUGAUCUACGCUUUUGCUGGUGAGAAGUUCCGAAAAUAUACAUGCACUUUUUUCCGAAAGCACAUUGCUCUUCAUUUGUCAAAACACUGCCGUUUUUUGUAUACAGAGCCUCUGGAACGUGCAAGUUCUACAUAUUCCCAUUCCACUGGCGAGCAAGACCUUUCAGUUCCAUUGUAAAGGAUUUCUAAAGAGAACUCAAUCUACUAUAGCUUUUCAUCUCUCUCUAUAGAUCCUCUGGGACUAUAUGCAGUUGAGUCUUUAUAACAACUCAGCUUUAAUUUCAGAGAAUACCUAGAUCUAACAGACUUUGGUUUCUAUCAUCUGACAAGGUUUACCACAAAUAAAUCUCAGAUGCAGUGGAACUAUAGACAUCAUAUUGUCAGAGAUUCUGGAAAAACAGCAGUAAAAUUAAGCCUUCAUUCAAACAAGUCUUAUGCAUUAUAUAAUCUCUGAAAUGGAUGUGCAUGUAUGUUUUAAGAGAAGACAAAUAUGGGAUGAACUUGAACUCAUAUGAAUCAGAGUUGAUAUAAAGCCAAUGAUGGUUUAAAAGGGAUUUGUAGUUGGAUUUUUACAUUGAAAAAUGAAUUAAAACUAUUUAAGACUAA